UGAUAAGGGAUUUUCCCAAGGAUUCUCUUGGGGUCUUCUCUUUCUGCGACCUAGGGAAAACAGAAUUGCCGGUAUGCUAAAAUGCCUAUCAAGAAACAGCGCUUUGCCGCGAGGAUGCAAAAAUUAAAUGUGUCGGCUUUAUCGGUGCCGUGAAGCAGUAGCGGAAAUUGCCGCUCCCCGGAAGAAUGCAGGCGACCGCUGCAAUUCCUUUUUUUUCUUCUCUUCCUCAUCCGCCAGCCGCGGACCAUGACAUCAAACGACGCUAUCUGGCUCUUCUACCCCCCCAGCAAAUAAUCGAAAUAUGUUUAACCCUUGAAUUCCAUGUCCCUCUCUAUGUCAAGAGUUCAGUCUGGCCGGCUGACAUCAAUGCUGCCAUUGCAACGAUAGAAGGUCGACCGUCAUCAAAUGGAACACCUGAGGGUGACCCAAAGAACGACGAUCUACCGCUGAUGGACUCAUUAGAGUAUCCUACAGAGGCUGACGAACCACCAGAAAAAGAAUACCAAGAGCACGAAGACAAUUCAGAAGAUGACUCGCCUUCUGCAGAGGAAUCAAAGACCCAUGAAAGGCAUCCGUCACCGACACCGGUGCCGGAAUCAAAAACGGCAACGUCAGUGACAACAACGACAAUGGCAACGUCGGCAGUGGUGUCGCAAAGUCCCAAACCAGCUGCAACAGUGGUACCCACACCGAUAGUGCGGCCAGCAGCAUAUCCACAUCAGCCGUAUGGUUACCACGCCUACCCUCAUGCCUCUUACUAUCCGCAACAUGCUUGGCCCUAUCCUCAUAUUCCUUACCCACCGCCUCCGCCUGCACAGGUACCCAGUGCUUACCAUCAACCCCCCGUGACCCCAGCGUAUUCCCAGACAUCAUACCAAAAUACGCCCCCACCGCCGUCGUCCGAACCUACCCAGACAGUGUUGGAAGAUAACCUUCCAAGUUACGAGGACAUGAUCGUGGAAGCUCUCGUUGAUGCGAACGAUUCAGACGGUAUUGCCCCCAAGGACGUGUAUGCAUGGAUGGCUGCACAUUAUCCGGUCCAGGCCAACUUUCGACCUUCUGCGAGCCAGGCUUUGCAGAAAGCCUAUCGAAGGGGUAGGUUCAAGAAGAGCAGUAGUGGGAAAUACCGACUCAAUCCUGAGUACAAGGGCAAUAAUACUAUUUCCCGUCGUCCUACGCGUCGCCCGCAAACGGUUAACAGUGCGCCUACAUCAAAUUCCUCCAGUCAACCGCGUUCAUCGCCGUUCACUCAUGCUCCUUUGAUAAAAAAUGGUACAAAAGGCGCCACCGCAUCCCAGCGAACGCCAUACUCUGCAGGAUAUUCUGCGCCGUUCACGCCAUCUGUGGUCAAUCGUGCCGCAGUUGCAUCGACAGUGGACACUUCAACAGGAGACAUCGGUGACGCAUAUGCAGCUGCACAGCACAUCCUCAAAACGAUCAACUUUGGUGAAAGCUUAUUAGGCCUGUCAAAGAAAUUCCAAGAUACCGCAGCGCCAGUUACAUCGGUAGCUGCCCCUGCAGGUGAAGCGAUUACAAUGAAUGACGAAGAUGAUGAUGACAUGGAGUGGGAAGCAGGCAUUCGCGCCCACUUACAAGCACAAUUGGCAUUACUGGCCGCUCAACUCGCGGAAUAUGCACAAGAGUCACAUCACGGUAAUAGUGGCGUGGAUACAGGUCAGCAACUUCCUCCGUCAUCGGACACUGCCAUGCCUGUGGAUGACGAGGACGAUGAUGAAGACAUGGAUGAGGUUAUAAUUCCGUAAUAUUAUUCGCGCACCACUUUUUCAUCUACUGAGUAACUGUAUCGAUUAGAUCAAUUCCGGAGCUUUUUGUGCAUAACGUGUGAUACAUCU
Guyanagaster necrorhizus is the source of this 1853-nucleotide messenger RNA. RefSeq lists its product as uncharacterized. Gene Ontology annotation, molecular function: DNA binding. Gene Ontology annotation, cellular component: nucleosome. The transcript is spliced from 4 exons. NCBI's taxonomy places the organism in Eukaryota, Fungi, Basidiomycota, Agaricomycetes, Agaricales, Physalacriaceae. Gene Ontology annotation, biological process: nucleosome assembly. The record is from RefSeq and is a predicted model, not a curated record. The coding region runs from base 186 to 1763 and encodes 525 amino acids.